UCGAUUAUCUCUUCACAUUUGCCAAUAUUUUCCCGAGAAACAAACAAGCACUUCUCUCUUUCAACUAGAUCUUCGAAAUGGCUCGUACCAAGCAGACAGCAAGAAAAUCCACCGGAGGAAAGGCUCCAAGGAAGCAGCUGGCGACCAAGGCGGCAAGGAAGUCAGCUCCGGCCACCGGAGGAGUGAAGAAGCCACAUCGUUUCAGGCCCGGAACAGUGGCUUUGAGAGAGAUCAGGAAGUACCAGAAGAGUACCGAGCUAUUGAUCCGAAAGCUUCCAUUCCAGAGAUUGGUGAGGGAAAUCGCUCAGGAUUUCAAGACUGAUCUUCGAUUCCAGUCCAGCGCUGUGUCUGCUCUUCAAGAGGCUGCCGAGGCUUACCUGGUUGGUGUCUUCGAAGACACCAACCUCUGCGCGAUUCACGCCAAGAGGGUCACCAUCAUGCCCAAGGAUAUUCAGUUGGCUCGUAGGAUUAGAGGCGAGAGAGCUAUCUUCAAAAUGGCUCGUACCAAGCAAACAGCUAGAAAGUCGACCGGAGGAAAGGCUCCAAGGAAGCAGCUGGCGACCAAGGCGGCAAGGAAGUCAGCUCCGGCCACCGGAGGAGUGAAGAAGCCACAUCGUUUCAGGCCCGGAACUGUGGCCUUGAGAGAGAUCAGGAAGUACCAGAAGAGUACCGAGCUUUUGAUCCGUAAGCUCCCAUUCCAGAGAUUGGUGAGGGAAAUCGCUCAGGACUUCAAGACCGAUCUUCGAUUCCAGUCCAGCGCUGUGUCUGCUCUUCAAGAGGCCGCCGAGGCUUACCUGGUUGGUCUCUUCGAAGACACCAACCUCUGCGCGAUCCACGCCAAGAGGGUUACCAUCAUGCCCAAGGAUAUUCAGUUGGCUCGUAGGAUUAGAGGAGAGAGGGCUUAGGGUUUGUAGCUGAUGACGUUUCCUCUCUGUAAUUUCUUCUUUGUAUAAUGAUGUGGUGCUUCAGUGGUUCGCUGGAUUAUCUUCUCUUAAUUGUCAAAGAUUGUUGUUCUUAGUAAUGAAAACGAGUAGUCAUUGCCUCUA
Molecule: messenger RNA, 1046 nt
Organism: Humulus lupulus (European hop)
Lineage: Eukaryota; Viridiplantae; Streptophyta; Magnoliopsida; Rosales; Cannabaceae
Product: histone H3-like centromeric protein CENH3
Exons: 2
Coding region: 78-905 (275 amino acids)
Cellular component (GO): nucleosome
Molecular function (GO): DNA binding; structural constituent of chromatin; protein heterodimerization activity
Source: RefSeq, a predicted model, not a curated record